UUUAUUUGGAACGCUAUCGCACCACCCAUGACAGAAGAACACUUUACUGGAAGUCGUAUUCCGCUGGGUUCAUGACAACCAUGCACUCCCAAUCGCCUAGAAUGAUCUCUUCUCUCUCAUUUUCUUUUAAAAGUUAGGUUAAUCUUAUACAGUAAAUUACACUGUAGGCUAUGUAGUGCUUUUUGGUAAUAGUCCUUGAUUUGGGAAUUUGGACAGCUCUUUCAAGGAGGUCCCGACCAAACAGUGGACUUUAUUGGGAAUGGAUCACCAAGUUCGUCUAAUUUAUUUUCUAUUUCCGUUGAUAUGCUCUAUAACAGCAACAAUACUUCAAAUAAUCGACCCUGAACCAGCACAGCAAACUACAUGCAGCAAGGGGUUGACUGACUGCAGUCAAAAAGCUGCGGUCGUUCCGUUUGAGGAGGGUCCUGUAAACAUCAGCCGACUAGACCUCAAACUGUUUCUAUGUUGUACAAACAGAAUAGACUGCAAACUGUGCUUGCGUAUUCAGCUCUACCUCUCAGCCCAAGGUCAGCAUGUGGACGAGGAGGUGUCUGGUGACUAUGGAGAGUACAGGAACCUGGAUAAGUUGGUAGUACAAGGGAGUAGUAGGGAGGUGACAGGCAUCCCAACAGAAGUGUGUUAUAGCUUCCCUAACUUCCAGCCUCGAUGUACGGAAGUGAGGUUCAGAUGCUGUCACUCUGCACGGAGUGAGCCAUUCUUAUUUGAGAUGUGGCUGUCCUUCCUGGCUAAGGCAAGGUUUGGCAGCCCAGUCCUCGUCACACUGCUCAAUAUAGCGAGCACCAUUACCAUCCCAUCAUUACAAGAAGUUUGUUCCCCUGACCUGUAUGUUUCAGUUGAAGAGUGUGAUGUGCCCAAGCUUCAAGCUGUGACUGACCUGAGGAAAGGUGUGGUUCUGCUCCAAUUGGACAACUCUAGUCUGACACAGACCAAGGAGAUGGUGAUGUGCCAGAUGUUUGGGACAGGAGUGGGUGGAGUUUGCAGAAAACAGAAUUGGCACAAAGACCAGAGGGAGAUGGCUAUUCCUCUGACUUCUAUUGCACCUUGCUUGUGUUUUCGGGUCAGGUGGAAAGGAAAGGAACUUCACAACAUGGUCUGCCCCUUCCUUAACCACCAAGAAAUCUUCAGAAGAAUGCGGGAUAACGUGUCUGUGUCUGUGGUGGAGGCACAGACGAGGGAGGGCAAUGGCAAAGCUCUUCAAUGGAACCUGACUGCUCCCUGUAGACUAAAGGGGGAACUCUGGCUGUGCAGGACAGAUGUGGUGGCAGGCCAGUGUGUGGAGGUGGAGGGUUCCAGACAAAAACUGAAUAACCAGUCCAGUGAUGGCUGGAUUGCCACUCUCUAUGGACACUGGAAAUGGGGAGAGUUCCUUAAUGUGAUCCCCGAUCCUGCUCUCUGUGUACAGGUGAAAGUGCAGGGAAUGGAUUCUGACCUGGAGCCAGUGUGUCCAUUUGCAAGAACCCGUGGACGAUGGACUAUGCCUUUGCUUUUUGGUCUGUUGUUCAUCUGUCUGAGCAUUCCAGCAGCCUUUGUCAUACAGGGUGUCCUGAAAGGAUAUUUGUGGAGGUGGUUGAAAGAGGAUGACAUAAAAGGUGCAGUAGGAGGGGGUCAUGUGGUGCUGCUGUACCUCCCUGAUGAGGACCCAGCUUUAUCAGGGCUGGUAGGUCGCCUGGGCACGUCCCUUCAAGCUCUGGGCUUAAGUGUAUCUUUAGACCUGUGGAGUCAGGCUGAACUUGGUGUCUUGGGCCCUGUACCCUGGCUUCACUCCCGGCUGGACCGUCUGCAGAGACAAGGGGGCAAGGUGAUCCUAGUGCUGACCAAGACAUCAUGGGACAGGGCUGAGGACUGGGGCCACCGGGGCUGGGGUAGGGAUUCUCCCAAAGGGAUGGAAGAGGGAGAAGCAGAUGGGGAUUGUCCUGCCCCAUCGUAUUCAGAUGUCUUCAGUGCCUCGUUUAGCUGCAUACUAGCAGACUACCUGCAGGGUCGUGCUGGUGAGCGCUUUGCUUUGGUGCAGUUGGAGUCUCUGCCUCCCCAGCUGGCUGGGGGUAGCAGGCCCUUGCCUGAACUCUUUCGCGGGCUCCCCCUCUUCAGUCUGCCCUCCCAGAGCCUGGGCUUUCUGACUGAACUGGCCAUACGAGGGCGUGGAGCUACUGUGUCUGGGCGAAGGCGACGUGCUGGGGGGCUGAGGGCUGCCUCAAGGGCCCUGGCAGGAGGACUGAGGGGCUUUACUGGUGAGUCCACUGUGUUUCGGCUAGCAGGCGUGUCCCAAGACUGUGUUGGAACAGAGGUGGAGGACCUUUGGGAAACUGUACCCCUGCAGCCAUCGCUGUCUCUUCCCUCCACCCCACCAUCCAGCCCCGAUACAUGUUCCAAGACCGUUGGCUUAGACUGGGUUUGACAGGGCAGGAGAGGCUGUGGAGCCGUCAGAAGCCUAGCAUAUGAGGACAGCUGUGACCAUUGUAGCACUACUGUAAAACUAUUUGGUUUCAAGAACUUAUUACCCCAAAUACUAUGGGUUAUGUAAAGUUAUGUUUCAUCAUGUUUCAUAAUAGGCUUGAAAAGGAGAAAGUUACUUUCGUAAACUACUACUUCACACUUUAUUGUAUUUCUAACUCUAAAUGUGUAGUGUUAACUAUAUCAGAAUAUGGUCGAUAAGCUUACCUUCUUACAACAUACAUUUUUGCUCAUGGGUGUGGUUAUAUGUUUUGCCUUAUGUGAAGUGAUGUAAUUUUUUGCCAUAUUAACUUGACAUGUAUACAUGUAACAUAUUGUAAAUCAGCAGAGUGUGUUCUGAGUGUGUGUGCUAUGGGAUUGUACAUGCUUGUGUUUGUAAUAUGGGAUGUAGAUAAAUGUAGCUACUGUUCGACUUCAAUGUCCAGAUCCUUAUUUUUUUCUAUGCAUUUUUCUAUGUUUCCAUUUAGUAUUUUUUGGAAAUGUUGAUGUGCAUAUUCACAGGGCUUUUUUAAUAAACUAAAACAAAACCUC
Messenger RNA from Osmerus eperlanus (European smelt), 3003 nucleotides. RefSeq names its product interleukin-17 receptor C. The record is from RefSeq and is a predicted model, not a curated record. The transcript is spliced from 16 exons. Lineage: Eukaryota; Metazoa; Chordata; Actinopteri; Osmeriformes; Osmeridae. Gene Ontology annotation, molecular function: interleukin-17 receptor activity. Bases 260 to 2416 code for a protein of 718 amino acids.